Staurois parvus is the source of this 564-nucleotide messenger RNA. Lineage: Eukaryota; Metazoa; Chordata; Amphibia; Anura; Ranidae. The record is from the annotation of a GenBank genome assembly.
GUCUUGCACAGGUGUACCGGCUCCUCCCCUUCAGUCUUGCACAGGUGUUCUGGCUCCUCCCCUUUAAUCUUCCACAGGUGUACCGGCUCCUCCCCUUCAGUCUUGCACAGGUGUACCGGCUCCUCCCCUUCAGUCUUGCACAGGUGUACCGGCUCCUCCCCUUCAGUCUUGCACAGGUGUACCAGCUCCUCCCCUUCAGUCUUCCACAGGUGUACCGGCUCCUCCCCUUCAGUCUUGUACAGUUGUACUGGCUCCUCCCCUUCAGUCUUGCACAGGUGUACCAGCUCCUCCCCUUCAGUCUUGCACAGGUGUACCGGCUCCUCCCCUUCAGUCUUGCACAGGUGUAGCGGCUCCUCCCUUUCAGUCUUGCACAGGUGUACCGGCUCCUCCCCUUCAGUGUUGUACAGGUGUACCUGCUCCUCCCCUUCAGUGUUGUACAGGUGUAGCUGCUCCUCCCCUUCAGUCUUGCACAGGUGUACUGGCUCCUCCCCUUCAGUCUUGCACAGGUGUACCGGCUCCUCCCCUUCAGUCUUGCACAGGUGUACCGGCUCCUCCCCUUCAGUC